AUGGGAGGUUGCAGCAAAGAUGAAUGCAAGAACUGGGCUGAGGUUUACGAUACAAAGACUCAAACUUGGGAAUCUUUACCUGACCCUGGCGUCCAGCUACGUUCUUCUACACUUAAAAAAAUGGAAGUGAGGGGGGAAAAGAUCUACGUUGAAAAGAUCAAUGGGUAUGAUGUUUAUGAUACCAAAGAAGGUAGAUGGGAAGUAGUAGUUCGGUCACCCAUGUUUGAGUCUAGUGUUGUGAUAGAGAAUGUAAGGUACUGUUACGUUAGUCCAGGUUUUAUUUGCUACGAAGAGAAGCACAAUGGCUGGAAAAGGGUCAAUGGUUUGUCGGUACUGGAGAGGCAUAGUCGAGUACGAAGUGGUAUUAUUGAAAUGGCUAAUUACGGUGGUAAAUUCUUAAUGAUUUGGGACAAGUUUGUGCAUGCUCGUCAUUUCUAUGAGAAAAAUAUUUGGUGUGCUUUGAUUGCGUUUGAGAGGCGGAAUGGUGAUAAAGAAGUUUGGGGUAAGGUUGAGUGGGCUAAUAGUGUGCUUACCGUUCCCAUUUCAUGUGUGUUUAUUGCGUCGUGUAAUACGAUCACUUUGAUCAAUUAUAUAUCAUCAUGGUUUUUCUUCAAAGUGUUUUACUAA
Molecule: messenger RNA, 627 nt
Organism: Eruca vesicaria subsp. sativa (arugula)
Lineage: Eukaryota; Viridiplantae; Streptophyta; Magnoliopsida; Brassicales; Brassicaceae
Source: the annotation of a GenBank genome assembly